Messenger RNA from Cladocopium goreaui, 1224 nucleotides. The record is from the annotation of a GenBank genome assembly. Lineage: Eukaryota; Dinophyceae; Suessiales; Symbiodiniaceae.
AUGGCUCCCUUUGAGGCAUCCUGGAGUUCAGAAGAGUUGGCCAAGAACCUGUGUGAUCUUCUUGUGAAGAAAGGGCAACUGAAGGAGAAGCCCGCCUUCAUUCGAACUGAUCGUGAGGCGAAGAUCGCCCAAAUUUUUGAAGCCAUUGGCUUGAAUGGUGCAAAGAUGGAAACCUUCGACAACCCUGGCCCUUUGACUAAGAUUUGCAUGGGUGAUGUGAUGUCAAUUGCACGGAAUGGCGCGUCCAAGGGGAAAAAGAAAGAGAUGGUCCUGGAGACCGCGGAGACCGCGGAGACCGCGGAGACCGUGGAGACCGUGGAGACCGUGGAGACCGCCCAAAAGGUAAAGGAAACCAAGGCUGUGGCGCCGGAUGCCAGCGAUGAGCUGAUAAGGAAUUUUGGAUACGUUCCACGCUGGUGUCUCCGUGAUGAUUUGACCACGGAGGCCGAGAUGAAGACAGCAGUGAGGUCCUCUUCGAAGGAGCUGGAUAAACAAAAUGCACUGUUUGAGUUCAUGCAGACAAGUGUGGCGAAGCCGGAUGAACUCCUGCUAGACGGAAGGUUGCCAUACAAACUCAUGAAGAUAGAUGGCACUGGCCAAGAUUGGGGCACCCAGAGCUUCAUUUCCAAACCUGAAUGGGCAUACAAGCAGUUGGCAAAAGGGCAGACGUGCACGUUUGACCCCAAUGAGAUGAAAGGACGUUUCAAAAGCAGUGGUACUUUCGAACGAGAGCAGACGAAGACCCAAAAGUCCAUGAAGCCCAAGAUUGAGUGCGGAGCUUUGUUGAAAGCGCCAAUCAACUACGGGUCGAUCGACAUGUUCGGACUGAUUGAAGCUGAAGAUACUGGGAAAUGGCAGUUGCUGAUGUUUCAAGAAACAGUUGGACAGAAGCACGGAGAGGCUCAGUGGAAUGACAUCAAAAGCAUUGUUGGUGCUUGUCAGCAGAUAGCAGAAGAGAAGAAAAAAGAACUCGAAUGCCUCUUGAUUUAUUUGGUUCCCAAAGACAGCUACGCACAUUUUAAAUGCCCCGAAUGCAAGGCUUUGAAGGACAAUCAUAUCUCCAUCUCGAAGGGGCGCUUCAAUAUUGAAAUGCCACAUGAGCUUACUGGCUUGAAGACUUGGGAAGAGGCUCUCAAGAAGCCUUGGGACAAACUGAGAAGUGCCUGCAGUAACUCCGUGUGUGGAAAAAGGCAGUUGCAACCUGCAGUUGGUAUGCUGACGUAG